GAGCGGUACAUCGGCUAAAUGUCACAGGUGCAACGACUAAUGACAAGAAAGCAGCAAUACAGCAUUCAUACGGAUGCCAAGACUCGGAAGGGGGCCCAUUCCGCAAUCUAGCAUCGCCUCUUGGGAAACUUCUUCCUGGUCGCCAACGCCUGCCCGAAUGCCAACGACUCCAAACAAGUGCCGGGAAUGAGAUCAGGGCUCUAAUCUUCCUCCAGCCUUCGAGGCUUUGGGAUGAUGAUGAUGAUGAUGAUAGUGGCGGGGAUGAUGAUGAAGUUUUAUAGAUAUGGGUGGACACACUGCCCUCUAGUGGCAACAGUGAAUAUGCCAUAACUCAUCUAACAUGGCUGAAUCCAGCUGCUCCCCGCUAAGACCAACAUAAGGGUGCACUUAGUCGUCGUUCCUUUCUUCCUUCCUUUUGUGCGCUUGUACUCACUGGUCACCUGCCCUUUGCGCAGACAUAUUUAGGUUGAUUCCUAAAUAAGGAAGCGGAGCGCGGCCCCGCUGCUCCUCGUCUGCGUCUCUGAGCCCGAGGUGGGGUGAACACUGUCUGAGGAGCUCUCCGGUGGUCAGACACAAGGCGGAAGAGACAGAUAGAGUGAGGGUGGGCAGAUAGAGGAAGGGAGGAAAAGGGAGGGAGGAAGCGACAUCCCCGCCGCCCGUCUUUGGGAAGCCACCUCAGCGUGAAACCCGCGCUGGACGUUCACGUGCUUCCGCUGAAUGGUUCAGUAGACAGCAGGUCGAAGCGGGGACAUGUUUGCUCGCACCUGGCCCCCCUUAAAAUUGACUGAUUUCAACUCUGGGAGUCUCUGAAAAGCUUUUUUUUUUGUCAUUUUAGAUUUUUGUGAAGCUUCAUUCAGCCGGACCCCCCUCCAGCUCGUCCCGGGGAUCCGAUGCUAACGGGGCAGCUGAGCAAGCCGCUGCUCUCCCUCAUGCGCGGCGACAUGAGUGCGCUGGAACUCGGCGGCCGGGCCGACGACAAAGUGGCCGGCAGCCCCGACAGCGAGCUCCACGACGAGGCCAUGAUACUGCCGGCCGAGGGGCCCGACCGAGAGGGGACGCCGGGAAAACUGUACGGAGCCCGCGAGAGUUCAGUCCAGUCAGACAUCAGCAGCAGUCCUUCUGAGCAGAGUCAAGUGGGGCAGUCUCAUCCGGGGUAUCCCGCCAUGGGUCCGCAGUCUCUGCUGGUGGCCCAGCAGUUGGCCAACGCUGUGGGCGGCGUGAUGUCCGGGGCAGCCGCGGGCAUGAACCAGCCCAUCCUCAUCCCCUUCAACGCUGGCGGCCACCUGGGCGGCCAGCAGGGUUUGGUGCUCUCGCUACCCGCUACCAACCUCCAGAGCUUGGUGGCCGCGGCCGCUGCCGGCGGCCUCAUGACGCUGCCCCUACAGAAUCUGCAAGCUACCUCAACUCUCAACUCCCAACUCCAACACCUGCAGCAGCUCCAACAGAUGCACCACCAUCACCACCAGCAGCAGCAGCAACAACAACACCAUCACCACCAACACGUCCAGAACCAAGUUUCAUCCCAGCACCAUCACAUGACCCCGCCUAGUCAGCAGCAGUCCUCUGUGCCGUCGCCGGGUUCUGCAUGCUCCUCUACAUCUGGGCAACCGCCACAGUCGCCGCCGUCGCACCGGCCGAACCAGUCGCCCGCUCGGAGCUUACCGUCACCUGUCACGCCACCCAUGCCUCUGCCGCCACUGAACCCUCUGGCCAGUCAGGUGGCGGCGGCCGCCGCCAUGGGGUCUCUAGCCGCCGGCUCGCAGGUGUUCGGCAACGCCCUGACCAACCUGCAGGGCGGCGGAAGUGGAGGGCAGCUGGUGACCAACGCGCAAGGACAGAUAAUUGGAACAAUUCCACUGAUGCCCAACUCGGCAGGACCCUCCAGCCAAUCAGGGGGCAGCAACCCAGCUCUGCAGGUGCCGCCGAUUACCCCGCAGCUCCUGACCAACGCUCAAGGCCAGAUCAUCGCCACGGUGAUCGGCAAUCAGAUCCUGCCUGUCAUCAACACCCAGGGAAUCACGCUGUCGCCAAUCAAGCCCGGACAGCAGAGCCAGCAGGGCCCGGCGUCCUCGUCGCCAUCUUCGUCGUCCUCGCAGCCCGGCCUGCUCCACGCGGCCCACCGGCACAGCCCCCUCCACCAGCCCUCUUCGUCCUCGUCCAGCUCGUCUUCGUCCUCCGCGCUCAGCGUGGGACAACUAGUCAGCAACCCCCAGACGGCUCCCAGCGAGGUGGACGGCGUCAACCUGGAGGAGAUCCGCGAGUUCGCCAAAGCCUUCAAGAUUCGCCGUCUCUCCCUGGGCCUGACCCAAACCCAGGUGGGUCAGGCCCUCAGCGCCGCCGAGGGGCCCGCCUACAGCCAGUCCGCCAUCUGCAGACACACCAUCCUGAGAAGCCACUUUUUCCUACCGCAGGAAGCCCAAGAGAACACGAUAGCUAGCAGUCUGACAGGCAAACUGAACCCUGGCCUUUUAUAUCCUGCCAGGUUUGAGAAGUUGGACAUCACCCCUAAAAGCGCCCAGAAGAUUAAGCCGGUUCUGGAGCGCUGGAUGGCGGAGGCUGAGGCCCGCCACCGGUCCGGCAUGCAGAACCUGACCGAGUUUAUCGGCAGCGAGCCCUCCAAAAAGCGCAAGCGGCGCACCUCGUUCACGCCGCAGGCCCUGGAGAUCCUCAACGGCCACUUUGAGAAGAACACGCACCCGUCGGGACAGGAAAUGACCGAGAUCGCCGAGAAGCUCAACUACGAUCGCGAGGUGGUGCGCGUUUGGUUCUGCAACAAGCGCCAGGCGCUUAAAAACACCAUCAAGCGUCUCAAGCAGCCCGACGUGCUGGGUGGCGGCGCCGCGCUGCCGCCGCCCGCCCUGGACCUUGGGGACCCGCUUCGCGACAUCCCCAAAUGAAAAGCCCAUUUCCCGGACUCUUGAAAAACUUGCUGUCGUCCUUGUGAUUUUCACCUUACCAAAAAAACAAAAAAAAAUUGAGAUUACAAUGUGAGGACGUCGUACAGGGGUGCUUUGACUUACCGUUUGACGCCCUGUCCGAUUCAUUUGAACGAUAUACAAAUGUAUGACGCCAUCUUGUGGUAUGCUGUCAAAGUUGAGUUGAUCUUUAAAGCUUUGGGUAAUGUGCAUAAGAUGUGAAAGUUUUAACAAAACAAAUUUAACAGCAAAAGUUCUAACUUGCCGGAAUUAGCAUGGUUUUUUCCAGUUUCCAAUUUGUUUCGUAAUGUAACAUUACGACAUUUUAUUGCAACUGGCUUUUUCGGAAUAUUGAGACAAUUGUCCGAAUAUACUCAUUUGUGGUCAUGUGUUUUUUUCCUAAUGUUAUGACUUAUGUCUCAAAAGUAACAGCAUUUUAUUUUAACUUUAUGACUGUUUUUAUUACCACGUUUUUCUGUGUACAGGUAGUCCCCAGGUUAUGAACUAGUUCCUUUCCUACGCUGGCGACGUAAAUCGAAUUUGCGUGGCAAUCGGAAUUAACCCUUUAAGUACCCCUAAACCUCAAAAUAAUUAUCCAAAAACAUGUAUUAUGUGGCAUUUGACAUUUGAGCUAAGUCCUAGCUCAAGUGCCCGUACUUUUUAACCUGUGUACAUGCGCUCUUACUCUCGUGUGGGAGUCAAAGGGAAAAACAUUCACAUUAAUAAAAUUAGGUAAAAAAUAAGACCACAAAAAAAAACACUUGAGACAAAAUGGCAGAUGUGACGCCGACGUCGUAAAGUCGAAACUCAGGGACUACCUGUGUUGUUAUUUGUAUGUCAUCUUUGUAUCACAUUAGUUGUGCAAGUAACGAUGUUACAUCAUAAAAUGGUGACAUUUUUUUGUUAGUUUACGUCUUUAUUCGUGAAAUAUAAUUUCUUACUAAAACAUCGGAAAUUGCAAAUUAGAUAUCAUAACGUGAUUUUUUUCAUUGAUUUUUUUAAUUUAAUGAGUUAUGACCUCAUCUUUGGAGUACAAUGUUUUUUUUUUUUUUUUUUUUUUUAAUUUUGCAAAUUACGACAUUUCAUCAAAACGUGACUUCUUUUUGGAAUAUGUAAUGAAUGAAAAAUGAAUGAAAUUUGCAUUUUGCGAGUAAAAGUUUAACUCUGUAGUUUAAAGUUCCAUCCAUUUUUGACCUCUGUGAAGUUGGCCACACGCAUCAGACGCAAAUUUAUAUAAAAAUGAUGUCAAUCGUUUGUGCUACGUUUGUGCUUGUUUGUGCUGUAAAAAGUUUUGUUUGUGCUCCGAUCGUUCAUAUAUUUACCAUUCUUUCAUAGGUCAAUCUGAGGUAACUAGCCCCCCAUUUUCAAAAAUGGUGUCAAUCACUUAGGCUUCAUUUGUGCUGUAAAAAUUUUCGUUUGUGCUUUUUAUAGAUAUUGAGAUAUUAAUUUCGAGUAAU
Corythoichthys intestinalis (scribbled pipefish) is the source of this 4372-nucleotide messenger RNA. It is a transcript of the gene pou6f2, whose product is annotated as POU class 6 homeobox 2. Bases 891 to 2897 code for a protein of 668 amino acids. Gene Ontology annotation, biological process: regulation of transcription by RNA polymerase II. The transcript has 14 exons. NCBI's taxonomy places the organism in Eukaryota, Metazoa, Chordata, Actinopteri, Syngnathiformes, Syngnathidae. The record is from RefSeq and is a predicted model, not a curated record. Gene Ontology annotation, molecular function: DNA-binding transcription factor activity, RNA polymerase II-specific; RNA polymerase II cis-regulatory region sequence-specific DNA binding.